Ascochyta rabiei is the source of this 2643-nucleotide messenger RNA. RefSeq lists its product as uncharacterized. Lineage: Eukaryota; Fungi; Ascomycota; Dothideomycetes; Pleosporales; Didymellaceae. Gene Ontology annotation, molecular function: kinase activity. The transcript has 2 exons. The coding region runs from base 1 to 2643 and encodes 880 amino acids. The record is from RefSeq and is a predicted model, not a curated record. Gene Ontology annotation, biological process: ubiquinone biosynthetic process. Gene Ontology annotation, cellular component: extrinsic component of mitochondrial inner membrane.
AUGGCUGGUAGACGCUUCGUAGAUGCUGCGAAGCUGUUUCAGGCCUCGAAAUCUAUUGCGUCGAAACAUGUCACGCUCCGAUCGCAGCAGUUCGAGGCCUACCAAAAGACGUCCACCUUAGCCAAGGCUGUCAAGAAUCAGACAGACCGCUUCACCCUCACCGCUGCCGCUGCCGUCGCCCUCUACCAACGAUCCAACGAAGCAGCCCCUACGUACGGAAGAGCCGCACCUGAACGCGCAACAGGCACACAGCAUGCGGACAUACCUAGAAAGGCAACAGUAGAGAGACAGGCACCAGAACAUAACACAAGAGAGGGAUUGAAGCAGGAUCAUCAUUAUGAUCGCUCUGGACAGACGACUGCUGCUCAGCCGCCGCCAGAGCAAGAGCUAGACAUCGAACAGGCAAAGGCACCGCGUCGGGCCCUACCAGAUGGUACUAUACCGCCUGCAGGAGUCACAUUAGGCCAAGAAGAGAAGAGUCAGGACACAUUCUCUGACCGACCGGUGUCUGAGGCUCUCAAGGAUCUACUGGCCAGAGAACAAAACACACAAGUUCGACAGGAGGAUGAGGGUAUCAGGCCGGUUGAGUCUACAGAGUCGACCAUACCAUUACCGGGGCAGCCGAGAGGUAUCUCUUCAGGAGCUACCGAGCCAAUUCCAGCUCACGCAAACGAUCUCCAGCCGUCGACAAACACAUCGAGAAUACAAAACCUGCUUGAGGGACAUGACAGAGAUGUCUUCUACACAAGAUCAGUCGAAUCGCAGCCUGAGACUCCUGCGCAGCCUCGCUCUCAAAUACCGAAGCAGACGGCAGAUAAGCAGGGAAGCGAUAGUCAUGUCGAGGAUGGACGUCUUAAUCAGGACGUCUUCUAUGCAGUACCUAAGCCUGGACAGCAGCAGGCGCAGGAUAAAGAACCCGUACAAGCUGCAGUCCCCGAACUCGAUGAAAUACCAGAAGGCAUCAAUACAGAUGUGUUUCACUCAAAGCGUGUUGCUCGGAUGCUCGGACAAGAUCGUUACUCCAGAAAAGAGCAUAUUGGCUCGACCAUGUCAAAAGGCACAGGGAGACAUCCUCUGGAUGAUCGUCCGAUUGUACAGACCGACCACAGCGCAAAGCUCCAGCCAAGUCGAUCAGCUCAGCCACCAACUUCCGUACAAGCGACUGAAGCAGCUCAGUCUCGAACCACUGAACAAGAAAUGCAAGAAUUCGCCUCUCAGUUAGCCAAGGAUGCUGAAGCACAGGCUGCAGUUUCUUCUGAGACACCUGCCGAGUUUGGCACAGAGCCUGAGAAGCCCGCUUAUGCACUUCGCGAAUCAAGAGUCCCAUCGUCGCGGUUUGGUCGACUCUGGCAGUACGCCGGGCUUGGCACCAGCAUGGCCCUAGGAGCUGUUGGCGAGAGUCUCCGUCGCGUCACCGGCACAGCCGCUGCAACUGGAGGCUCACUUAUGCUAAGCCCUGGUAAUCUUGAGAUCCUUGUUGCGAAGCUUUCCCGCAUGCGAGGUGCUGCGUUGAAACUUGGCCAAAUGAUCAGCUUCCAAGACAGCAAGAUGCUACCGCCCCAGAUUCAGGAGGUUCUACAGCGCGUACAAGACAGCGCAGACUACAUGCCAGCCUGGCAGCGGGACAAAGUGCUUUCGACAAACCUCGGAUCUGAAUGGCGUGACCUUUUCGAGUCUUUCGAGGAUAUCCCAAUCGCAGCUGCAUCAAUUGGACAGGUACACAAGGCAGUACUAAAGUCUACAGGCCAAGCUGUGGCUGUAAAGGUUCAAUACCCUGGCGUUGCCAGCUCCAUCGAUUCCGACCUGAACAACCUCUCAGUACUCCUGACCGCAUCGCGCAUCUUACCCAGGGGUCUUUUUCUCGACAAAACCAUCGCCAACGCCCGAACAGAACUUGGCUGGGAAUGCGACUACACACGUGAAGCUGAAUGCCAAACGCGCUUCCGCAACCUCGUUGCCGACGAUACAGAUGUUUUCACCGUUCCCAAAGUCUUCAGCGAAGCUAGCGGACCCACCGUGCUCACCGCUGAGAUGAUGUCCGGCGUCGGCGUUGCCAAACUCAAGAACCUAACCCAGGAUCAGCGGGACUGGAUCGGCACGCAAAUUCUGCGCCUCUGCCUGCGUGAGAUCGUCGAGUUCAAAUUCAUGCAGACAGACCCUAAUUGGACAAACUUCCUCUUCAAUGCCAAGGCUAACAAGAUUGAACUCCUCGACUUUGGCGCGAGUAGAGAGUAUCCAGAUGAAUUUGUAGAACCAUAUAUAAAGGUCCUCAUCGCCGCCAGCAAGGAAAACCGCACAGCGAUCCGCGAUCUUUCUCUUGAACUGGGAUAUCUCACCGGCGAUGAGAGCACUGCGAUGCUGAAUGCACACACCGAUUCAGUACUCACACUUGCGGAACCAUUCAAAAGCUCCGGACCAGCCGUGUACGACUUCAGAGACCAGACAAUCACAGACCGCGUGAGGGAUUUGAUCCCCGUCAUGGUCAAGGAAAGACUCGCGCCGCCGCCGGAAGAAACGUACAGUCUGCACAGAAAGCUGAGCGGUGCCUUUUUGCUGUGCGCAAGGCUGGGCUCGAGAGUGCCGUGUCGCGAGCUGUUUGAGCAGGCCAUCAAGACGUAUCAAGGGAAGGCGAAGAUGAUGUAG